Messenger RNA from Vitis riparia (riverbank grape), 595 nucleotides. Its product is annotated as DET1- and DDB1-associated protein 1. The transcript has 4 exons. Gene Ontology annotation, cellular component: Cul4-RING E3 ubiquitin ligase complex. Lineage: Eukaryota; Viridiplantae; Streptophyta; Magnoliopsida; Vitales; Vitaceae. The record is from RefSeq and is a predicted model, not a curated record. Gene Ontology annotation, biological process: positive regulation of proteasomal ubiquitin-dependent protein catabolic process. The coding region runs from base 88 to 372 and encodes 94 amino acids.
GUUGAAUUUGCAACCGUUCGCGAUAACUCCUGCGUAGAAUCCAGACGACUGCGAACAUCAGGUGCCUCUGUCAUCCGGCUCUCUCUCAUGGGGUCUACAUUGGGCGACUGGCCUUCGUUCGACCCUCACAAUUUCAGCCAGCUUCGGCCCUCCGAUCCUUCAAAUCCAUCAAUGAUCCCUGCCACGUAUCAUCCUACUCACGAUCGGACCCUUCCACCACCUGAUCAAGUGAUAUCCACUGAAACCAAAAACAUCCUUCUUAGACAUUUCUACCAGCGCGCUGAAGAGAAGUUGAGACCAAAGAGAGCUGCCUCAGAACACCUGACACCAGAGCAUGGAUGCAAGCAACCCAGAGCUUCUGCCUCAGACUGAGCUUUUCUCCAUUGGGAAGUCAAAUAUCGUCUUCAGCUUGUAUAUAACUAUAUAUGUAUUCCCAUACUCAAAUGUGUAAACUGAAAGAAGACUUGCUUUAUCAUUAUCGCAAAAAAUGCUUAGCCACAGGCUAGUAGAUGUUGGGUGUAAAAAUCAGAUUAAGAUAUAGCUGGAUUAUUCCCAUCCCAGACAGUGAAAUUAUGAAAUUGUCUUUCUUCUCAUA